Messenger RNA from Tetrahymena thermophila SB210, 207 nucleotides. RefSeq lists its product as hypothetical. The transcript has a single exon. The record is from RefSeq and is a predicted model, not a curated record. Lineage: Eukaryota; Ciliophora; Oligohymenophorea; Hymenostomatida; Tetrahymenidae.
AUGAGUCUUUUAUAAAUUUGGAGACAAAAACUAACAAAUAAAUAACAAAAAGGAGUGAAUAAAUUUGAAAGAAAAAACUAUUUAUUUAUCUUUAAGAAAUUGUUAGCCUUAAAUCAAAUUGUCCCUUAUGCCCUAGAAUAAAAACCAGCAACUUAUAAUAAAUAAAUGCAAGUUUUUUAUUUGAAACAACAUAAAUAAAUUAUGUGA